UGUCGUUCUAGAGAGAGAGAGAUGCUUCGAUUCUCUGGCAUAGUCGAUCGUUUCCUCAGCAAACGCUGUGUUCUCUUACCAUCUUCUCAAGCAAAUUCUCGUUGUGAUAUCAUUUGUAAAAGGUUUCACAUUUCCAGAGUUCUUAACGACGAUUUCGUGGAUUCAGCAGAGAUAAAGAAUGGGGUUGGCUUAGUUUGUCCAGAAGAUGAAUUCGCCGGCGACGUUGAUAAGAUAUACAGGAUUUUGCGGAAUUACCAUUCGAGGGUUCCGAAGUUGGAGCUUGCCCUUAACGAAUCAAGUAUUGAUCUGCGACCCGGGUUAAUAGUACGAGUGUUGAGUCGGUGUGGUGAUGCUGGGAAUUUGGGUUAUAGAUUCUUUCUCUGGGCAGCGAAGCAACCUGGUUAUUGUCACAGCUAUGAAGUGUGCAAGUCGAUGGUGAAGGUUCUUAGUAAAAUGCGGCAAUUUGGAGCUGUUUGGGGUUUAAUUGAAGAGAUGAGGAAGGAGAAUCCGGAGUUGAUUGAGCCGGAGUUGUUCGUUAUACUGAUGCGGAGGUUUGCUUCUGCUAACAUGGUGAAGAAAGCAGUUGAGGUGCUCGACGAAAUGCCUAAGUACGGGUUAGAGCCUGAUGAGUAUGUUUUUGGGUGUUUGCUAGAUGCUUUGUGUAAGAACGGUAGUGUUAAGGAUGCUUCAAAGCUUUUUGAGGAUAUGAAAGAGAAGUAUCCUCCGAAUUUGCGGUAUUUCACGUCGUUGUUGUAUGGUUGGUGUAGGGAAGGGAAGUUGAUGGAAGCUAAAGAAGUUUUGGUUCAGAUGAAGGAAGCAGGGCUGGAGCCUGACAUUGUGGUUUUCACUAACUUGCUUAGUGGAUAUGCUCAUGCUGGAAAAAUGGCGGAUGCUUAUGAUCUUAUGAAGGAUAUGAGGAAGAGAGGGUAUGAGCCGAAUGCGAACUGUUACACGGUUUUGAUCCAGGCGUUGUGUAAGACAGAGAAGAGAAUGGAUGAGGCGAUGAGGGUUUUUGUUGAGAUGGAAAGGUAUGGAUGUGAGGCUGAUAUUGUGACUUACACCGCACUGAUAAGUGGGUUUUGCAAAUGGGAAAUGAUUGAUAAGGGUUAUAGUGUUUUAGAUGAUAUGAGAAAGAAAGGAGUCAUACCAUCGCAAGUUACAUAUAUGCAGAUAAUGGUGGCUCAUGAGAAGAAAGAACAAUUUGAAGAGUGUUUGGAUUUGAUUGAGAAGAUGAAGCAAAUAGGUUGUCAACUCGAUCUUCUCAUUUACAAUGUAGUGAUCAGAUUAGCUUGUAAGUUAGGGGAAGUGAAAGAAGCAGUUCGGUUAUGGAAUGAAAUGGAAGCUAAUGGUUUAAGCCCUGGAGUUGAUACAUUUGUUAUUAUGAUCAACGGAUUUACAAGCCAAGGUUGUCUAGUCGAAGCCUGCAAUCACUUCAAAGAAAUGGUAAGCCGAGGAAUAUUCUCUGCGCCUCAAUAUGGAACGCUGAAGUUGUUGCUGAACAACCUUGUAAGAGAUGAAAAGCUUGAAAUGGCGAAAGAUGUUUGGAGUUGCAUAUCAAAUAAAAGCUCUUCUUGUGAGCUUAAUGUAUCAGCCUGGACAAUAUGGAUCCAUGCUUUACUUGCAAAAGGUCACGUGAAGGAGGCGUGUUCGUAUUGUCUUGAUAUGAUGAAAAUGGAUUUGAUGCCGCAACCUGAUACCUAUGUGAAGCUCAUGAAAGGAUUGAAUAAACUGUACAAUAGGACGAUAGCUGCAGAGAUUACAGAGAAGGUGAUGAAGAUGGCAAGUGAGAGAGAGAUGAGUUUUAAGAUGUAUAAGAAGAAAGGUGAGGAGGAUUUGAUUGAGAAAUCUAAACCUAAAGGGAGUAAAGAAGGGAAGAAGAAAGGGACAACUCAUCAUAGGCAUAAGGGAGGAGUGUCUCAUGCUCGGAGCCGUCUUAGGUCCGAAACGACAUCAUUGCCUCUUGCCCGGAACCGUCUUAGGUCCAAAACGCCUUCAUCGUCUCCUCUGUCUUCUCCAUAUUCUUCGAAACGGCAUGCGCCUAAGACGAGCGAAGUAGAAGACUACUCGCGUGCAAAAGAUUCCGUUUUGCUAUACCCUAAAGAUCCUUCGAGCGCGCCUAAGCUCUUUCUAGUCCAGCCUCGUCUUACGCCGCCUAAGUUUCUUCAGGCGAAGCUCAACGAAGCCCUCUGUCUUGCGAAUUCGCUUGAAGAACAGAGAUAUGGUUACUUUGAAUCCGAUUUCUUUGACAAGGAAUUGCCUUCUCAUGUUGUUGUUCAGAACCCUGUUCGUAGAUCAUCUAAACCUCGCGCAGAUACCUAUUUCGGGCCUGGGACUGUAGACAACAUCAAAUGCCAUCUAAAUGCUGAAGAUUCUAAGGAAGAAGUUGAUGCUGUUUUUGUAAACGCCAUGUUGACUGCUAUUCAACAACGGAACUUAGAGCGAAUAUGGGCAAAACCUGUACUAGACCGUGUAGGCCUUAUAAUCGAAAUAUUUAAUGCUCAUGCGCAUACAAAGGAAGCAAAACUACAGGCUGAGUUAGCAGCUCUGAUGUACAAAAAGAGCAGGUUGGUUCGAGUGCGUGGUACUGAUGGACGCCACAGUUUUGGGCAGUUUGGAGAAGCUGAAGUUGUCAGUGCCCGAGGGAGAGCAGCAAGUGGAACCGGUGGAGGUUUUGUAGGUGGUGCCGGAGAAACUGAGCUUCAGCUUCAACGCCGAAGAAUAGCAGACCGGAGGCUUCGCUUGUUAUCCCAAAUUAAAGAAACCCAGCGAACACGGCUAUUGCAGCGUGCUGGACGUAAGAAGAGAGUGGGGAAUAAGGAUGAGAGUUCAGCUACCAUUGCUGUUGUUGGUUACACAAAUGCUGGAAAAUCGACUCUGACAAGUGCAUUGACAAAGACUGCUCUCUACUGCAAUGAGCGAUUGUUUGCCACAUUAGAUCCUACACUCAAGAGUUGCCAUCUUCCCUCUGGAAAGUCUGUGCUUCUUAGUGACACUGUUGGAUUCAUAUCAGAUCUGCCUAUACAGCUGGUGGAAGCAUUUCAAUCGACUCUGGAAGAAGUCGUUGAAGCUGAUAUACUUAUGCAUGUAGUUGAUUCAACAGCUCCAAAUAUUGAGGAGCAUCGUUCAACAGUGUUUCAUGUCCUUAAUCAAAUUGGAGUAUCUGAAGAGAAGCUUCAAAAUAUGAUUGAAGUCUGGAAUAAGAUUGAUUAUGAAGUAGAAGAAGAAGUGGAGGACGUGAAAUUUCUAGGCGAAGGCGAAGGCGAAGGCGAAGGAGAAGGAGAAGAAGAAGAAGAAGCUGAGUUAAACGACGGUUUAAAAGCUGAAGAAACCGUUGAUGCAUUUGUUGAUGAAGGCGAAAUCAAAAACCAAGAUGAUGACUCUGAUGGGUGGCUAUUGUGUGAAGAUGAAAAUGUCAGUGAAUCUGAGCUCUGGAAGGUUCCUGAAGUUGCUAAACUAGAUGCUGUGCAGAACAAAGGACCACAUGUUAGAGUUUCUGCAUUAACAGGAGUUGGUUUGAAGGAGUUGCUGUAUCUUAUUAAUGAAAAAGUGGAAGUUUUAGUAGAGAAGAGGCUCAAGCCUCAGACAAUAGUCGAAAGCAGCGAACUUCAUAGGCGUAAAUGGAGACCACCUCGUGACGAUGAUGAAGAUGCGAGAUUACUCCCCUUAGAUCAACGAUGAUAAAGUAAAGGAGAAAGAAGCAAUACUAAUGAUGCUUCUACUGUGUAUGUUCUUUCUUUUUUUGUACCACGGAACCAAAGAAAUGCAUGUCGUUUUUUUCGAAACUGCUUUGCGUGUGUAAUAAACAAACGGCAAGAUGUUUGUUGUUAUCUAUUAUUUAAUGGCCUUAAAACGCCGUCGGUUUCGUA
This is a messenger RNA of Capsella rubella, 3866 nucleotides long. RefSeq names its product pentatricopeptide repeat-containing protein At3g49730. The coding region runs from base 22 to 3678 and encodes 1218 amino acids. Lineage: Eukaryota; Viridiplantae; Streptophyta; Magnoliopsida; Brassicales; Brassicaceae. Gene Ontology annotation, cellular component: cytoplasm. Gene Ontology annotation, molecular function: ribosome binding; GTP binding; protein binding. The record is from RefSeq and is a predicted model, not a curated record. The transcript has 14 exons.